Messenger RNA from Salvia splendens (bonfire salvia), 2228 nucleotides. RefSeq lists its product as uncharacterized. The transcript has a single exon. NCBI's taxonomy places the organism in Eukaryota, Viridiplantae, Streptophyta, Magnoliopsida, Lamiales, Lamiaceae. The record is from RefSeq and is a predicted model, not a curated record. The coding region runs from base 146 to 760 and encodes 204 amino acids.
ACCUCUCCUAUAUAACCCUAGCUUCCUUUGUUAUUAGGUUUGCCGAAAUAGAGACUCAACCGCCCCUUCUAAAAUUCCUUUCCCCAAUCUUUUUUGCUUUUUCCAGAAUCACAAAAAACGCUAUUUCCACUCCAAAGUACAACCAAUGGAAACGUCUUCCAGAAACAGAUCCUCGCACGGUACAACCCUCCACAGCCACUUCCAGCGCUCCCUCUCCCCCUCCGGCCGAUUCUUCCCCUCCUCCAUCUCGGCGUCUUCCGCCGCGACGUUCUCCGCCCGCUCCGAUCCCCGCCCCGGAUCCGACUCUGUCCUCGCCCGAUCCACCAGCCCUACCCGUGUCAGCCUCGGUAGAUCCGUUUCCCCGUCUUCCUCCGUCCGAUUCUCGGCUCCCCGGAGGCAUCCGAUCGCCUCGCACCACCAGAAGCAGCAGCAGAGCCACCGCUCUCUGCCGAAGAAGACGUGCAUGUGCUCCCCUACGACGCACCCAGGCUCCUUCCGGUGCAGCCUCCACAAGAACAGCAUCGUCCCAGGCUACGGAAACCAGGCGUCGCCGUCUUCGUAUCGGUCCAGCCAUCAAUUGAAUAUGCGGCGCUCGGCGAUGACGAAUUCGCUCGUGCGAAUCGGCACGGUGGAGGGAGAUUUGGUGAAGAGAGCUCUCGCGGCGCUGAUUCGGCCGUCGUCGCACAGCCUGCGCCGCCGGCACGACUUUCAACCGCGGCCGAGCCGGCUUUCCGUCAUGUCGAAAGCCGAUGGGUUAUAAUUUGUGGAAGUAUUGAAUUCUGUCGUUUUGUGUGUACAGGACUGACUCGGUGAGUGACGCGCUGAGUGAACUCGGUCGGAUUAGCCGGUUUUUUACGUGGCUAUCGAAAUUUUGAAUUUGGAAAACCCUCUUUGUGUGAGUUCUGUGGUACUAGUAAAAGAACUCCUGGCGGUUUUCGCUUUUUUCUUUUUUUUCUUUUUUCUUUUUUCUUUUUUCUUUUUUCUUUUUCUACUAUUUUAUUAGCGAUGAAUUGGUAUAUGAUUGAGAAUGGGGUUGAUAGUAAAUUUUAAGAAAUUAAAUUAAAAGCAAAUCAAAUACUGAAUCAUGUUUUUUGUGCAGAUUUGCUGCAAUUUUGGGAAAUUUGUGAUUAUAGAAUUAAGUUCAUUUUUGUUGUUCCGUUUACAAAUUUAUUUUUAAUGUGGUUUUUAUUUUAUUUUAUUCUUUUGUAAAGUUUUGUCUAGGACUAGGAGUACCUGGAAUGCAUUAAAAAUUGGCAGAGAUCUAUGAUCCAGAUUUACCGACCCAAAACUGAAUAAAAAGUCAUUUAUAUCUGUAAGGGGAAAUAGGAAAUCCUAAUUUAUUUAAGUAGUAGUAUAUAUUUUAAUUUAGAGUUUGCUCAAAAUUUGGGUACUCGACAUUGCACCUUAUACAGCUGUGACAUGGAGUACAAAAAAUGACAAAUUUCGUACUAGAAACAUAAAUUUAUUGAGGUAUGUUAUUCAAACUAAUUUUGAAUUUUGAUUUCAACUAUACUACAUAGUUGAAUUCCGAUUUUAAUUCAAUUUUUUUUUGUUAAACUUAAAAUUAUAAGUAAAUUUGAAUUUUGAUUUCAACUAGUCUAGUAGUAUUACAUAGUUGAAUUCCGAUUUUAAUUCAAAUUUAUUUCUUUUGUUAAAGUUAAAAUUAUAAGUAUAUCUUCCAUUCACCAGAGAAAUUUAGUGGUCUGAAGACAUAAAUGCAAUAUGUCCACUAAUUAUAAUUGCAAAGCAAAAGAAUAAAUAAAGAAUAUUUCUAAUUAAUGGAGACGAUACAUUGCUAUAUUUGCAUACCAUUUCGUAUUUACUUCAUAAUUCAUUUUCGUUUUUAAUUUAUCCUAAAUAAAAUAUUCUAUUUUUAUAGUACUACUUGGUAAAAAUUUCUCCUCUCCAUUUUUAUAAGUAUUAAACUAUAUUUUUGUCUUUAUUACUAUUUUCAUACGCCAUUAAAUGUCUUAUCACUAUUAAAAAACUUACUGUACUCCAUCUUUUUCAGGACACAAACCGUUAAAACACGGGACAUCUAUUGCCGGACAAAAGGAGUAUAAUACACUUAAGUUUCCGUUUAAAAUUGCAUAUCAUUUAAGAUUGUGACCAUUAUGAAUUGGAGAAAAAGAAUAUUCUAGAGAUUCGAACAUCUUUUUCCUUUUUUUUCUCCCAUGGACAAAGUUAGAAAAACUUAAAGUAUUGUUAUUUUUGAUUGAAUGCAUAAA